This is a messenger RNA of Entelurus aequoreus (snake pipefish), 3545 nucleotides long. RefSeq names its product hematopoietic progenitor cell antigen CD34. The record is from RefSeq and is a predicted model, not a curated record. Lineage: Eukaryota; Metazoa; Chordata; Actinopteri; Syngnathiformes; Syngnathidae. The coding region runs from base 278 to 1177 and encodes 299 amino acids. Gene Ontology annotation, cellular component: membrane. Gene Ontology annotation, biological process: cell adhesion. The transcript has 10 exons.
CCUAUCGCGCUCUAUAUGAUCCACCGUCCCAAGAUGGCUGCCAGGUGCGGUGGCUAAACCUGGGCACAUCUGAAGCCGGUGCCGACCAUCAGGGCCGAGUUGCGACGAGAGAGUGUUAUUAAGCCGAGUUGGCCAGGACCCUAAGUCUUGGAUGGCGAGCUGUAGAUAGGCCUUGAGCCUGAGCCCAAGGAUCUCCACCUCUCAACCCCUGAACUCCACCUGCUCUGGUCGGGCCGCUGGAGUUGGAGCACAAGAUGAGGACAUUGUCACAGAGGCAAUGUCAACCAUGCGUCCAGAAGACUACAUCCGAGGAGAUAUGAUUCCGGGUGUGACUCCUCCUGACAGUGACUAUGAAAAACUCACAGCUCUGUUAGACUCUGACGAACCCGCUGAGCAAACUACACCCGUGCCAACUCCCGUACCAACGACUGACGAAGAGGAAGCGACUGCGGCCGAAAGUGAUGCAGCUGACGAUGGACAGGUCACCAUCGAGGUGUAUCCUGACCAAACCCAAAUCCAGGAGCAACAGACCCCCGCACCUUUGCCCGGUAGAGGAGACGGCCCAGACAACAUUCUCAGGAGCGAUGUAGUGUGUGUCGGGAAAGAGGUGCUCCAGGAUAAAAACGCUGUCAAUCUGAAACUUGCCCACUCUUCCAACUGUGAAACUACCAAAAUGAUGAUUCAGAGUGUUAUCGAGGAGUUGUGCAGGGAUGACUGCAAGCUAGAGCUCUACCAGGAGGAGAACACAGACCAGAUCCUUGUUUCUGGACAGUAUGUUGAAGAUGAUAUCAAAGGCAUGGUCAACAAGUUUAACAACGAUAACAUCAAAGAUAAGGCCGGAGUAAUGGAGGCGGUUCCUCACUGGAGGAAGAAAUCUAAACUGGUGCUGGUUUCCCUGCUGGUCACUGGCUUGCUUUUGGCCGCACUGCUGGCAGUUGGGUAUUACUUUAAGACCCACCGAAAGAAUUCCAAAGGAGUCCGACUGGCCGAGUCCUACCAGGUGGAUGAGGAGAACCAGGCCAACACCCUGGUGUCUGUCGCCCCCUUGCCUCAAGAGCCCCUUGACAAGGCCACCGCCAACGGAGACUCUCCGCCAGAAAACGGAAACAACCCCUCCCCAACCACUAACGGCCAUUCUGCCGCUGCCCAGACCCCAGUGGCCGACACGGAGAUGUGAAUCUUGACACACCCCCCCCGACCUUAAACCUUCAACCACCGGUUUAAUACACUACCCACAAUCCCCAACUGCUGCCUGGAAGGGUUUCCACACUUUGGAGAGACAAAUUGAGCAAAAUCAACUGUCCUUUUUACCUGCAACCAACUCCUACUGCCCCUAACUCCGCCACUCCAAACUGGCUCUGUGUUUCCCUCAGGCCGAGUCCUACCAGGUGGAUGAGGAGAACCAGGCCAUUACCCUUGUGUCUGUUGCUCCCUUGCCUCAGGAGCCCCUUGACAAGGCCACCGCCAACGGAGACUCUCCGCCAGAAAAAUGAACCAACCUACCGACCACUACAUCCACUCUGACGCUGCCCAGACCCCAGUGGCUGACACGGAGAUGUCAACCAAUCAAUCAACGUUUACUUAUAUAGCCUUGAAUCACAAAUGUCUCAAAGGUCUGUGAAUCUUGACACACUACCCCGACCCUAAACCUUCAACCACUGGUUUAAUACACUACCCACAAUCCCCAACUGCUGCUGCCUUGAAGGGUUUCCACACUUUGGAGAGACAAAUUGAGCAAAACCAACUGUCGUUCUUACCUGCAACCAACUCCCACUUCCCCUAACUCCGCCACGCAGGAUGAGGGAGACAUCAGUGAGGUCCAUCAUGACAAUAAUGACAAUGCCUGUAAUGUGAAAAGUCUGCCUUCCGAGAGGAGUCCAUUUAUUUGGGACGGAAACAGUUUAGAAGGGUGCUGACUGGCAUCUUGAAGUAACAGAAAUUCUAGAGUCACUCGAGUAAUGUGCUGUUGGUCCUCAACAUUAGUUACUUUUUCUUUGUCACACCAAGGAAGGAGACCAGGUUUUAUAUUAUUGUACAAACGUAUUGUUUUUUGUUUAUUGUGCUUUUGUAUUUUAUUUUUUUUAUCUUCUAAUGCACCCGAUAGCUCAUCAAAACAGUAAAAUGUACAACUGGUAAUGUCAAUUAUAUCAAUGAAUUAAUCCUCUUCGCCCUUUCAAGAGCAUAGGGUCUCAGCGAGUUGUCUCCACCUCUUUCGGUCCUCUUCAUCCUCUUGCCACGAGGUGUUGGCUCUGCCUAGAUCUUUGUCGACAACCGUAGCCUUCCCCUCCUUCUCCAAGGGCAGCUCUGGCGAUAGAUGUUGGGGAGGUUUCCGAAGACUGUGGCCAACCCAUCUCCACGUCCUUCUUCUGAUUGUAACUUUGACAAGCUUGUGACCUGUUUUUACUAGCAGUUCCUGGAUACAGAUUCUCUUAGGCCAUCAAAUUCCCAAAAUGUGGCAUAGUCUUGAGUUAAGGAAGGUCUGGAGUUUCACAAUGUUGAGUUGUGUCAGGCCCCACGUUUCGCAGCCGUGCAGUAGGAUGGACUUCACGUUGGAUUCAAGGAUUCGUAAUUUGGUGUUGGUGGAGAUGUUCCUGGACCUCCAGACUGGUUUUAACUGGGCAAACGCAGCUUUGGCCUCCCCUAUGGGUGCCUCCACAUCCUUGGUUCAAUUGGGUUGUAAGUAAAUGUGGGCGAGUUAAAGAGAGGUAUCACACAGAAACCAGAGCUCAGGUCCAAGGUUAUCGUCAUACAGCUUUUGGAUUUAAUGAAGAAAGCAUUGGGACUUUUUACGGACAUCAUUUAAAAACCCAAGUAUUUCACUUAUUGCUGUAAACUUCAGGCAAAUCCUAAUCAAAAAGAAGUUUUGUACUUUUUUGUUUUUGUACUUUUGACUUUCCAUACGAUAUGAGUGUACAGAUUUUUUUCACCAACACUUAUUGCCCUGUUUCCACGAGAAUUGCAUCAACUCUGUCUUUUAUUGGUAAUAAAGAGGAGAAGCACAAAAAGUCAAUGCUUCGCUUACUCAGCCUCCAAGUCCACCGCUGUAGCACUAUAAAGAAGAAGAAGAAAAUAAACAUUGUCAAAUGUAAUUAAGUGCAUUACCAAAUGCAGCUGGGAUAGGCUCCAGAGAGAGACACGUGGUAGAAAAAUGGACAGAUGGAUGUUAGCCAGACAUUGGGUUUCCGGGCACCCCACUUUUCGUACGAUUCGGUAUUUCAUGAAAAUCUUGCUGCAGUUAAAGAACAAACUCAUUACCAAGGUAGAUCUUCUUUCUCCUCAGUGUCAUCAAGUAUUUUUCUAGUGAAUUCAACUGAUAAAUAAGCCGGUUUGGAGCCAAAAAAAGUUGCAUGUGCUAGCAGUUUGAUAAAAAAAAAGGUGAAAAACAUGAUUCAACUCAAGAUAGAAUUAGCAAAGUACCAAGGUGCCCACAAAAAUGAUGUACAUUUUUUAUUUAUCCAUUUCAUUUGUCAUGUAUAUGUAUCUUUUGUUAUUGUUAUCUGCAUGUAAAACUACAAUUAUUCUCUAUUAAAUGUGGUUUGUGUUUA